Messenger RNA from Striga asiatica, 765 nucleotides. The record is from the annotation of a GenBank genome assembly. NCBI's taxonomy places the organism in Eukaryota, Viridiplantae, Streptophyta, Magnoliopsida, Lamiales, Orobanchaceae.
CUGGAACAGGUGAAUCCCAACUCGUACGCGCUAGUGGUGAGUACUGAGAACAUGACUCUUCACUCGUACACUGGCAACAACCGCUCCAUGCUACUCUCAAACUGCAUCUUUCGAAUGGGAAGCGCUGCCAUUCUCCUCUCCAACAAACACUCCGAUAAAAGACGUGCUAAAUACCAACUCAUCCACACCGUUCGAACCCACAUGGGCGCCCAAGAUAAAAGCUACAGGUGUGUUUUCCAAGAAGAAGACAAGGAUGCUCGAAAAGUGGGCGUCCGCCUCUCCCGGGACAUCAUGUCAGUGGCCGGAGAAGCCCUAAGAACGAACAUCACGACUUUAGGUCCGUUGGUCCUCCCCAUGUCCGAGCAACUCCUCUUUUUGUUCACGCUCCUCGGCAGAAAGGUGCUCAAGAUGAAAAUCAAACCAUACAUCCCAGAUUUCAAGCUCGCGUUCGAUCACUUCUGCAUUCACGCAGGGGGCAGAGCAGUAUUGGACGAGCUGGAGAAGAAUCUCGAGUUGAGCCCAUGGCACAUGGAACCUUCUAGAAUGACACUCUAUCGGUUUGGGAACACGUCAAGCAGCUCGUUGUGGUAUGAACUGGCGUACGUAGAGGCCAAGGGUAGGGUUCGUAAGGGGGACCUUACGUGGCAAAUCGCGUUCGGCUCAGGGUUUAAGUGUAAUAGCGCAGUGUGGAAGGCAUUGAGACGGGUUAACCUCACUCAGGAGAGAAAUCCGUGGACAGAUGAGAUUCACGAAUUUCCCGUAGAG